Molecule: messenger RNA, 5620 nt
Organism: Danio rerio (zebrafish)
Lineage: Eukaryota; Metazoa; Chordata; Actinopteri; Cypriniformes; Danionidae
Source: RefSeq, a predicted model, not a curated record
CCUCACAAGAAAGAAACAACAAUUAAAAAUGGAAUUAAGAGUCAUUUUCCAUUCCACUAACUAAACCUUUUCGAAUUCGACACAUAUUCACCGGGUGUCCACCAAACACACGGAGCGAACGCUAACAAAGGUAUUUCACAAUGAGCAUCAAGUGACAAGUCAUCCGGGGAAAGAGCCCUCAGAUAUGGACACAUUACAUCUUUAACCCUCAAAACACCGCAUCACUUCCGCCGUUUCUUCUCUCGUCUCUCCAGCGGAGCGUCACCUCAUUCUCCGUCGUUCUCCUUUUUCACAGAAAGAAAUGUCUGCUGCCGGAGAUGUGCCUGCCUUCUUCCACAACAUGGGAAGCUCGAGCCCCAACCAGCCCCGGCAGAAAUUCUGUGGCAUGUUCUGCCCCGUGGAGGGUUCAUCGGAUAGCAAGACGUUGGACUUUGACUCCCUGUCCUCAGGAAGAGGUGGAGUGAUCGAGAGGCAGAGGGACAUCUCCAAAGCGAGAAAGGUGGAGAUCAGAAGGAGCGCUGGAAAGGAGCUUCUGCAGAACCUGAAUGAUGAGAGUGACCGUCUCCUGAUUAAAGGGGCUAAGAUUGUGAACGAUGAUCAGUCGUUCUGUGCCGACAUCUAUAUGGAGGAUGGCCUGAUCAAGCAAAUUGGAGAAAAUCUAAUAGUGCCCGGUGGGGUGAAAACCAUCGAUGCCCAUGGGCGCAUGGUGAUGCCUGGUGGUAUUGAUGUGCACACACGCUUCCAGAUGCCUGACAGGGGUAUGACUGCUGCUGAUGACUUCUACCAAGGCACCCGUGCUGCUCUGGCUGGAGGAACCACCAUGAUCGUUGAUCAUGUGGUGCCUGAACCCGGGACGAGUUUGAUCUCAGCCUUCAAUCAGUGGAGGGAAUGGGCAGACAGUAAAGCAUGCUGUGAUUAUUCUCUUCACGUGGACAUCACUGAAUGGCACAAGGGUGUUCAGGAGGAGAUGGAGGCACUCGUCAAAGACCAUGGCGUUAACUCUUUCCUCGUCUACCUGGCCUAUAAAGACUUUUUCCAGCUCACUGAUUCACAGAUCUACGAAGUGUUCAGUGUAAUUCGGGACCUCGGGGCCAUCGCUCAGGUCCACGCUGAGAACGGAGACAUCAUAGCCGAGGAGCAGCGCAGGAUCUUGGACUUGGGUAUUACUGGACCAGAGGGACAUGUCCUCAGUCGUCCAGAGGAGGUGGAGGCGGAGGCAGUGAACCGCUCUGUAACAGUCGCCAAUCAGACCAACUGCCCACUUUACAUCACUAAGGUGAUGAGCAAGAGUGCCGCUGAUGUCAUCGCCCAGGCCAGGAAGAAAGGCACCGUGGUGUAUGGAGAGCCUAUCACAGCGAGUAUUGGCACGGAUGGAUCACACUAUUGGAGCAAGAACUGGGCCAAGGCUGCCGCCUACGUCACGUCUCCACCCUUGAGUCCAGAUCCCACCACACCAGACUAUCUCAACUCACUGCUGUCCUGUGGGGAUCUGCAGGUAACAGGAAGUGCUCACUGCACCUUUAACACAUCCCAGAGAGCUGUUGGUAAAGAUGACUUCACCCUCAUCCCAGAGGGCACCAAUGGCACAGAGGAAAGGAUGUCCAUCAUCUGGGACAAAUGUGUGGUAACAGGAAAAAUGGAUGAAAAUCAGUUUGUGGCUGUCACCAGCACCAAUGCUGCUAAGAUCUUCAACCUGUAUCCGCGCAAGGGCCGCAUUGCUGUGGGCUCAGAUGCCGAUCUUGUUCUGUGGGACCCUGAUGUUACGAAGAUCAUCUCAGCCAAGAGCCACAAUCUGGCAGUGGAGUACAACAUUUUCGAGGGUAUGGAGGUGCGUGGAGUGCCCCUGGUGGUCAUCAGUCAGGGCAAGAUUGUGCUGGAGGAAGGAACCCUGCACACCACUGAAGGGUCCGGACGCUUCAUAUCCCGCAAACCCUUCCCUGACUACGUUUACAAGAGGAUAAAGGCCCGCAGCAGGCUUGCUGAACUGCGGGGCGUCCCGCGGGGUCUGUACGACGGGCCGGUCUGUGAAGUGUCAGUGACGCCCAAAGCUGUGACGCCUGCUUCCUCUGCUAAAACCUCUCCUGCCAAGCAGCCCGGGCAACCCGUCCGCAACCUGCACCAGUCCGGCUUCAGCCUCUCUGGUGCUCAAGUUGAUGACAACAUCCCUCGCCGCAACACCCAACGCAUUGUGGCACCCCCUGGUGGCAGAGCCAACAUCACCAGCCUGGGCUAAACUAGUCCUCCAUCCCACAGGAGGGCAGGGCGUUGGGGGAGAGAGGUGUCAAUAAACGAAGGUGUUUGCCCAAACCACCGCAUCAAAUCACGAACCGAACCCUCCACAGGGCCUAUGAUUCUGCACUCUCUACUCUCCUAACCCCUGAUCUCUUACCCUCAUUCCCAUUGUUUUCCCUUUCCCAACCCUACACCACUUCCUAAAGGAGACAUCUAGACAAGAAAAAAAGAGUAUUCGCCUCAUAUGAAGAGAGAAGGAAACAAAUCCACCAUCCACAUUUGAGCACUUCUGAUUGUAUGAUUUUUAUACUGUACCUUCUACCCGCCACGAGUCAUGUUAUUAUUUUUUGUAUUUAACUUUAUUUGUUUUUUUGGAAAUCAGAGGGAUCAAGUGUGUGUACUAGAAGCUGUUUACUCAUUAACAAGAGCAAGGGUUUAGCAUACUGAGUUUCUUGUUUCAUUGUUUGUGGCUAUAAGUCGAUUAAAUUAGGAAUUUAUUUGAUUUUUUUUAUACACUUUGUACUCAGUUUACAUCAGUGUCAUCAUUAGAUUAUAUUCCACCCGUGCCCUUUUCCUUGGCAUUCAGUGCGAUCAUUUCUGUACCAGUCAAUAAAAGGAAGCUUUUCCAGUGGUCGCUAAUUAAAAACCAUGUGUCGUUUCACAACCAGAGAUAUUAAAUUAAGCCUGUUGAUGUUAUUGAAGAAGAAACCGCAUGUAAAAACAAGCAGCUUAGCAAUGUUGGAGAAAAUGAGAAGAGCGCAAGUCAUUCUAGCUGAAAAAACAUCCUUUUUUUGGCUUCAAACUCUUUUUUUGGAUCGCGCUGCUUUCUUAAAGGUUAGGAAUAUGAGAAUGUCAAGGUUUUGUUUGGCUGUGAAGAAACGGUGAGCUGUUAAUAAAAGGAUUUUAGGAGGUGCUAGCUAAAGAAGACGCAAUGUAGAAUUACUUAUUGGUUUAAAGUCACUUUUAAAGAACAGCUUGUUUGUGACGCUGUGGAACUAGUUUCAUUUUUACUACCAAACUAAAGCCAAAAGUAUGUAAGUUUUGACACAAAAAAGCUGGAUACAUAAUCUUGCAAAGUAUGCUCCAUGUAAAAGCAUAACCAGACAUAUGUGUACUAGAACGAUUCAUUCAUUUCCAGUGUCUACAUAUUUGCUCCAAAAGAUAUGAGCAAAAACAUUUUUGUUUUUAUUUAAUACAGCUUUUGUUAGUCCUGCACACAUGCAGAGCAUCCAAAAUUACAUCCGUCUCUACUAUAUACUAUUUGAAAAACACAAUGUGACCGGAAUAGUUUGUCUGAAUUCAUGGUAUUCGAAAAACUGUAGGUGAGAAGUGCCAGGAUGUCCUACAACUUCAGAAGAGAUAUGGGAGUGACCCCUCAUUCACACUAGCAGCGACUUUGUAGCUGCCUGUUGCUCUGGGUGGUGACAUGCUGUAAAUGCAGGUCUGUGUAAGUCUAUACAGCACGAAUACAACCGGACUCUCACCAAGCUAAGAGAGGAUCAUGUGGGCUCUACUAGUGCUACUAUUGGCUGACGCUCAAGAAAGUCGUUCUUUAUUUGCAUAAAGUUGAAGGAUUCUCAACUUUGUUGUGUCGCUUGCCACACCCACCUGACUGCCAACGGUCACUGUUGCUCGCUUAGGCAGAGGUCGCCGGAAGUCACUCACUCACUGUCCAUUGAAAUGAACGAUUGCUUGUCACUUUGUCACAGUGAGUCGCUCGUAGUUAGAAUGAGGCUUAAAGCAACACAACUGACUGUAAUUGGCCAUGACGUAGUGUGUCUGAAUCCCAUUUAUACUACUCAUUUAAGUAAUGCAUAAAGCUAGCUUUAUCUAUGUUGUAUGCCGUUACUUUCCUAUAUACUUCAGAUUGUCACCGUACACGACGGUCUGUAUCAGGAUGCUGCUGAUGUUGUCAUGGAAAGGGGGAAGGGGGCAUCAAAGACGAAAUGAAAGUAAAGACCGAGAUAGAGUGGGUUGUGGCGACAUCUCGCAGUUGUAAAUGAAGAGCAGGCUGGGGUGGUGUUGGUUAAUUGGGGAGCCCCUAAUAGUAACUCUGGGGCCCUUAAAACGGCAUGGGCCCUAAAAAUCGUCCAAAUGCCACCCCUCCCCCAGUGCCACCCCUGGUCUGUAUAUAGUGCGUAUGAUGAUGGCCAGGAUGAUGAUUCCAUCAUUGGAACAGUGGUUGUGUUUCUAAAAGUCCUGUGAUGAGCAUAACACCCCCCCCCCCCCCCCCCCCCCACACACACACACACUCUUCGGUUUUAGAUCGGGGCCCCUGCCGCAUUUUACUGUACGCUACUGCACAUACUUUGAGCUGUCAUUGCACUACUUAGUUUGUAGACAGGGUGUCAACACAAAAACAGGCUGUUAUUUUACUUUAGAAAAAGAAAUGAGGACAAAACAUUAACAACAAAACUUGAAAAGCAAGACACCGAUGUUCAGACUACACAUAUUUUCUAACAAAUCUGUUAUGAUUCAAUCCUAAAAAUCUUGAUGCGUCAGAUUGCUUCCUAAACAGUGAUUGAACUAGCGACUGACUUCCUGAAACCUAGUUCUGGCUUUGUUGUCCUAAAAGAAAGUGCAAAAAAGAAUAAAAACAUGACAGUGAACAUGUUCCUGGCUUAAUGGAAGAAGACAAUAUGGGCUGUCAACCCUCCAAAGAGAACCUGAGGUAAAAUAUGGUUUGCUUAUGGUUAGUUAGCCUAUAGCUUUAGAGGCUAACUUGCCACCACAUUUUGUAAAACUAAAAACAGUGAAAAUAUCUAGCACAUCCAAAUGUUAUCUCUGAAAUUGUCAAGCAAAAUUAAACAGGAAAACUGGAAAGGAAUGAAUGUGUCUAGUGUACAUAUAGCCUAUGUGUAUACUUUGAAAGGCUAUGUAUUCAACUGUGCGCAUAUACAGUACUUAUUAACUGACAUAUACUUAAGAGCUAAACAACCCCAAGAUGGAUGUUUGUGUAGAUUCGGUUGGAGCGCAGUACGAGUAUGUCAUGUGAGUUGUGAGGAUUUACAAGAAACUAUGCCGCUACUUUCUAUGUCAACCGAUGUGCUAAUGUAUCUUUUUUUGUAUCUUUGUAACUCCAAGCUGUGCCUGAGAUGUGCUGCUCGCUCCAACAUGAGCUUAUUCAUGUUUUUCGUUUGAAACAAUUGAAAGGCUGUUCAAUGUUAAAUAGCCGGUAAACCGAUACAAAGGUGCCAGAUUUUCCUCUUAACUUGUCAUCGUGCUUUUGACAGGCUUUCUGAGUGUGAGUUAACGCAGCGCAGUUCUUAAUGUUGACAUCCAUUUUAGUGCCAUAGUAAAAUGCUACAUUAUGUUAUGAAAGUGUCAAAAAAUAAAAGAGAGUAAGUUAACGGUGACUUUCAACAACUGCUCUUAUGGCAGCUCCAUG